Molecule: messenger RNA, 2579 nt
Organism: Eubalaena glacialis (North Atlantic right whale)
Lineage: Eukaryota; Metazoa; Chordata; Mammalia; Artiodactyla; Balaenidae
Gene: QTMAN
Product: glycosyltransferase like domain containing 1
Exons: 13
Coding region: 319-1674 (451 amino acids)
Molecular function (GO): glycosyltransferase activity
Source: RefSeq, a predicted model, not a curated record
GGGCACGGCGUCAGCGCGUCGCCGGCUGGGCCGCGCUGGUGGCCAGGAGGGAGAGACUAGGAGGAGGAGGAGGAGGAGAUAUCUCUUCAUUAGCCAGAUCAGACAUAUGUAAAGAGAGACAUCAGUAUAUCUGGAUCAUCAGAAAGGUGUGAGCUUAUGACUGACUUUGGAUAAAUGUCUGGAAGAGCGUCAGUCAGUUCCAAAGUAAAAAAGGAUCAACUGUACUUUGCAGAGGGCUGAAAUUUCACCAUCACCUGUCGCUCCUUUGUCACGUACAGGUGCUCCCAGGAGAGAAUCUGUGAAGAUUUAAAAGGGCCAAUGAGUAUUCUCAUCAUUGAGGCAUUCUAUGGAGGGUCCCAUAAACAGCUGGUGGAUCUGCUUCAAGAAGAGUUAGAAUACUGUGUCCUUUAUACCCUUCCUGCAAAGAAAUGGCACUGGAGAGCACGGACGUCGGCUUUGUACUUCUCUCAGAAUAUUCCCGCCAGUGAGCAUUACAGGAUCCUCUUCGCAAGCUCAGUGCUUAACCUGACUGAACUGGCUGCCCUUCGGCCUGACCUUGGGAAAUUGAACAAGAUUCUGUACUUCCAUGAGAACCAAUUGGUAUAUCCUGUCAAGAAAUGUCAGGAGAGGGAUUUCCAAUAUGGAUACAACCAAAUUCUCUCAUGCCUGGUGGCUGAUGUGGUGGUAUUCAACUCAGUUUUUAAUAUGGAGUCAUUUCUCACUUCUAUUGGAAAAUUCAUGAAGCUGAUUCCUGAUCACAGACCCAAAGAUCUGGAAAGCAUCAUCAGACCCAAGUGCCAAGUUAUUUACUUUCCCAUCAGUUUUCCUGAUGUGAGCAGAUUCAUGCCCAAGCACAAAGCAGCGCAUUUACAGAAGAUACUCAGCCUUAAAGGAAAUGGCGGUGUCGCUCCAUCCAUGGCCCUUCCUUUCCAACAGAAGCAGAGAGGUUCUGAGAAUUUAUUGAAGAAUUUUGAUUCAGAGUCUGGAUCCUGUGAUGCUGCGCAACAAGAAAACCUGGGUCGCUCAGUGAGGCAGGAGUCAUACUUGAAAACAUUCAGCUCGUCAGAUAAUUCAAGCACUCAUCAUGGGGAACAUAAACAAAAUCCGUGUAACAUUUGGGCUGGAGCUGAUGAUCAACAAAGACCAUUGCAUAUUGUCUGGCCUCACAGGUGGGAGCAUGAUAAAGAUCCAGAGAGUUUUUUUAAGGUAUUGAUGCAUCUCAAGGACUUAGGACUCAAUUUCCACGUAUCUGUCCUUGGAGAAACCUUCACAGAUGUCCCAGGUAUAUUUUCAGAGUCCAAAAAGGCAUUGGGAUCUUCUGUCUUACACUGGGGCUACUUACCCAGCAAAGAUGAGUAUUUCCAAGUACUGUGCACGGCUGAUGUUGUCAUCUCAACAGCUAAGCAUGAAUUCUUUGGAGUGGCAAUGUUGGAAGCUGUGUAUUGUGGUUGUUACCCACUCUGUCCCAAAGAUUUGGUUUAUCCCGAAAUAUUUCCAGCUGAAUAUCUGUAUUCUACACCUGAACAGCUUUCAAAAAGGCUCCAGAAUUUCUGCAAGAGACCAGAUAUUGUAAGAAAACAUCUCUAUAAGGGUGAAAUAGCUCCUUUUUCUUGGGCAGCCCUACACGGUAAAUUCAGGUCUCUGCUUACAGCAGAACCUAGGGAAGAUUUGUGACAGAUGGGGCUAAGUCACAAACUUGCAGCCUAAGGCAGAAUCUGUAGAACUUUCCAGAGUGUGCCCAUAUUUACCUGAUCAGAGAGAAAAGAAAAUCUGCAGAGGAAGCUGAGCCUGGCUGCUUGUCAUAGCUGACACAGAGCCAUCUGCCACAAACCUGUGGCAGCUUCAGAUCUCCAAUCCCUGCCACCACCCCAACUCAAAUUAAAUACAGAUUCCUAGAGACGUUAUGAUGGUUACACAUGUCCUCGGCAUCACAUGGAGGAGACUGCUCAAAAAAAAUAUGUGGCCUGUUGUAUAACCGCACUCAUGUAUCCCAUAUGUGGUGCCACAUUGAAUUUCCGGUUGAAUCCGUUUUUAUCCUUUGUACUGGAUGACAUGGUGCCUGAAUUCUUUCUUUUUGCCGACACGAUGGCAGCCAAACUACAGCUUCAAACACUCUCACUUGGCUGGGUUUCUACCUAGGUUGCCAGGUUAUCAUCGGAGCCUUCUUGUGUCCUCAAAGGGCCACAGGGUCUGAAAGGAGGACCAGAGUGCUCCCAACUAAUUGGGCAGCCGUCUCGGAAAUGUUUGUGGGCAAAGGGCUGCUUUAGCACUUUUCUUUUAGCAAAUUAAUGACUCCCUGGCACAGGGGUUUUUAAGUGAAGGUAUUAAUAAGGGGUCUGGCAGGUAUUCCCAUGAUUCACAGAGUUACAUUUGCAUUUAAUUUAUCUUAAAGAAAGUUGCAAGAUAAACAGCUGUAAUUCAGACAAACAUGGGAAAUACACUAAGUGGGGCCAUCUCAGCCAUAAAAUGAACACUGAGAUACUUGUUUUAAUUUUUUUCCAGGGAUAAAAAUAGAGAAAUUAGAAUACUUCUAACAAAACCAGUAAUUUUGAUAUAAAUAUCCAUCAAAAGUAUUUGCA